AAAAAAUUGAAAUUGAAAAAAAAAAUUAACAUGAAAUGAAAAGGCGGAAAAAAGAGGGAAAAAUAAAAAAUAAAAGAAAACAGAGGGAGAGAAGAGAGAGAGAGAGAGAGGAAGGCGAUGAAUUGAUGCCAUUAUACGCUUAAACUUUCCUCCACCACCACCAUCAACGUCUAUGGAUCUAUCGUCUCCUCCUCCCUCUCUUUCUCUCUCCGCUGUCUGAUCGCCGCCCACUCCUCGAUUUCCUUCCUCCCUCGUCGCCGGUUCCGCCACCGCCUCCCUUCUCCCCGGAGAUCGUUGCCCGCCUUCAUCGGUGAUGCUAUGUCCUGUUGAAGGGGAACUGUAAGCGCACAUCAAAGGACAUUGUUCUCAGGGUGUCCAACCGAUGGCUUCUGUGGGUAUUGCACCUACUUCUGGUUUGAGAGAAGCUACUAGUCAUAAUGCAGCAGGUGUUGACAGGUUACCUGAAGAGAUGAAUGACAUGAAGAUUAGAGAUGAUAAAGAGAUGGAAGCAACGGUGGUUGAUGGAAAUGGAACAGAAACUGGUCAUAUCAUUGUUACAACAAUUGGUGGUAGAAAUGGCCAGCCAAAGCAGACUAUAAGUUACAUGGCAGAGCGUGUCGUAGGCCAUGGAUCUUUUGGGGUGGUUUUCCAGGCAAAAUGCUUGGAGAAUGGAGAAACUGUUGCAAUAAAGAAGGUUCUUCAAGAUAAGAGGUACAAGAACCGUGAGUUGCAAACCAUGCGCCUGCUUGACCAUCCCAAUGUGGUCGCUUUGAAGCAUUGCUUCUUCUCAACUACGGAAAAGGAUGAACUUUACCUCAAUCUGGUUCUUGAGUAUGUCCCUGAAACUGUGCACCGUGUGAUCAAACACUACAACAAGCUAACUCAGAGGAUGCCGUUGAUCUAUGUGAAACUUUAUGCAUACCAGGUGUGGCCCAUGUUACUUUACCUUGGACUUGGUCUUUUAAUAUAUUCAUUUACGAUAUUCAGGGCAUUGUCAUACAUUCAUCGUACUAUUGGAGUGUGCCAUCGAGACAUUAAACCCCAAAAUCUUUUGGUAAAUCCACACACACAUCAGGUUAAGUUGUGUGAUUUUGGCAGUGCAAAGGUCUUGGUGAAAGGGGAACCAAAUAUAGCUUAUAUUUGCUCAAGAUAUUAUAGAGCACCUGAGCUUAUAUUUGGAGCGACUGAAUACACUACAGCUAUUGACAUUUGGUCAGCUGGUUGUGUUGUUGCUGAGCUGCUACUUGGACAGCCUCUAUUUCCUGGCGAGAGUGGAGUUGACCAGCUUGUAGAGAUAAUUAAGGUGUUGGGUACUCCAACUAGAGAAGAGAUCAAGUGUAUGAACCCAAACUAUACGGAAUACAAGUUCCCUCAGAUCAAGGCUCACCCGUGGCACAAGGUAUUCCACAAGCGCAUGCCUCCAGAGGCAGUUGAUCUUGUCUCAAGACUCCUGCAAUACUCCCCCAACCUACGAUGCACAGCUCUGGACGCCAUGACACACCCGUUCUUCGAUGAGUUACGUGACCCAAACACACGCUUGCCAAAUGGACGAUUCCUUCCACCGCUAUUUAACUUCAAAGCUCAUGAGAUGAAGGGGGUGCCCGUGGAGACUUUAGUUAAGUUGAUACCAGAGCAUGCGAGGAAGCAGUGUCCGUUUCUCGGAUUAUGAUCUCAGACUGUAACAAAGGCUCAGCAGGUGUUCCCUGGAUUGUGACGAGUGAUGUGCGCUACCUACAUUGUCACACGAUUGGACAAUCGUCUUAAUCAUCAUCGUCAUCAUCUUAUUAUAUAAUGAUGUUAAAAUUUGGUUCUCUGUUGUGGGUUCGUUUGAUAUAAUUUUUGUUGUUGUCAAGAGAAGGAAAAAGAACAACAGAUGUAGUGAAUUACCUGCUUUUAAUGUCUGUGCAAACCCGAUGACAACCCCCUCAGCGUCUUAUUCUUCUACAACCUGAUGUAUUCUGACUCUGUUUCUUGUGUCUCGUCGUGCCUCAUAAGUAAUUUGUAACAAAGCUUACUGUAGUGAACUUAAAGGACGGAUGGACGAAUCUCAUUUGUUGUCUUCUUCAGUGUAAUGUAACUUUUGCUUUCAUGGGUAAAGGGGGGUAAGAACAGAGAUAAAUGGAACUAUGAACACUUGUGUGUGGUUUGAUCGUUCUGGUUUUCACAUUGUUGCUGUGUAGGAAUUUCGAUUAACAAGUUUAAUGGGAUGAUUUGGUCGGUUUUGUUUAA
This is a messenger RNA of Linum tenue, 2229 nucleotides long. The record is from the annotation of a GenBank genome assembly. NCBI's taxonomy places the organism in Eukaryota, Viridiplantae, Streptophyta, Magnoliopsida, Malpighiales, Linaceae.